CUGAUACAGCGUUAGACUUUGGCCUGUGGGAGCCCAUCAGCUCUGAUGUACAAUGCUCGUGUCUCGCUGUCGAGGCUUCCGCUGUUGUGAAUCAGCUUGACUGCGAACUUGUGUCUUCAAUACGCAUUACUGUAUGUCAGACGGUGCCACUUUUUCUGGGACCAGGCGCGGCUUCAACUCCGCAAUAAUUAUUUUAUACUGCCAAACCACAUCGUCCACUCGCAACCGCUCCUACCCUACGUGACCGUCUUAGACUCUUAGGCAUGAGAAUCACUUUGUGCGCAAGUCGAUUCGUGUAACCACCUUCUUCGUAGCUCACCAUCAACAUGGGCAACGGCCACCACGGGAUCGAUGUUCCCCCUCCUCCCUCCGACGCACAUAUACCGCCUCCGCCGCUUGAUCAUGUCCCGCCUCCCCCAGAUAAUCUUCCUGAAACACCCACGAUGGGCCAGGGGAUCCCGCCCAAGAAAAGAGGAUGGGCAACGACGAUGAAAGCGAGGAGUACGCCGUUAAGUGUGGAGGAUCUGCUGAAGAAGAAACGAGAGGCCGACCUUGCAGCAAGCAAGCCGAAAUUCCUAUCUCGAGCCGAACGCGAACGAUUGGCCCUGGAGAAGAGGGCAAAAGAAGUCGAGGCGGCCAAGUCAUCCAAACCCCAGAAUGGUAGUCUUAGCAAUGGCUCCCACCAUGCAGCCAACGAGCCCGAAAGACCCAAGCACUCCUCAGCCCCGACAGGCCCAAAGGCUUUUCGCAAUGGAGACGUUCCCACCGGUCCUAGCGCGAUGCGGUCAAGAGAAUCAAACAGGGGUGUAGAUUUCACGCCACCCCCAGCCCCGAAGUCAAUAGCGUUCGGCAACAGCGACUCAAAGGCACAAAAGCGACAAGCGGAUGAAGGCAAGAGUGAGAAGCCAGAAGCUGAACUGAUCCGGCAAAGAUAUAUGGGCGCAGAUAUUAAUGUCUCCACAUUCUCGGCUAUGAAGAAACGACGGCGGACUACAGAGAAGAAGUUCAACUUUGAAUGGAACGCGGAGGAAGACACGACACCAGACUACAACCCUAUCUACAACAACCGAGCGCAGCCGAGUUUCUUUGGCCGAGGUCGACUGGGUGGAUUUGACGAGCAGGUGGCUGAUGAAGCUGCCCGCAAGUAUGCGGAGGCGUUGCAGUCGAGAGAUGGUGAGGCGGGAGCAGCACGCGCCCAGGAGAUCUUGGAGAUGGAGCGGAGACGGAAGGAAGAGUCUAAUCGCAUGGCCAUCGACAAGCACUGGAGUGAAAAGAGACUGGAUCAGAUGCGGGAGAGAGAUUGGCGAAUCUUCAAGGAAGAUUUCAACAUUGCCACGAAAGGUGGCGGCAUACCGAAUCCCAUGCGAAACUGGAAAGAAUCCAACCUUCCACAACGAUUACUGGACAUUGUUGAUCAAGUUGGCUACGUGGAACCUUCGGCGGUUCAGAGAGCUGCCAUCCCUAUCGCCCUGCAGAAUCGCGAUCUUAUUGGUGUGGCAGUGACUGGUUCCGGUAAAACGGCAGCAUUCCUACUACCUCUACUCGUCUACAUCGCAGAACUACCUCGACUUGAUGAAGACGACAUGCGGCGGAACAGCGGCCCUUAUGCCAUCAUCCUUGCGCCGACACGUGAAUUGGCACAGCAAAUCGAAAUCGAAGCUAAAAAGUUCGCCACACCCCUCGGGUUCACUGUUGUCUCUAUAGUCGGUGGCCACUCCAUCGAGGAGCAAGCAUACAAUCUGCGCAAUGGUGCUGAAAUCAUCAUCGCCACUCCUGGUCGUCUAGUCGACUGCAUCGAGCGGCGCAUCAUCGUCCUCGAACAAUGCUGCUAUGUAAUCAUGGAUGAAGCAGAUCGCAUGAUCGAUCUCGGUUUCGAAGAACCCGUCAACAAAAUCCUUGACGCCUUACCCGUGACCAACGAGAAACCAGACUCAGACAUCGCUGAAGACCCCCGUGCCAUGUCCCAAGCUCUUGGUGGGAAGGACCGUUACCGCCAGACGAUGAUGUACACAGCUACUAUGCCCGCAGCCGUCGAACGCAUCGCACGAAAAUACUUGCGGAGACCGGCGAUCGUAACCAUCGGCAAUGUCGGCGAAGCAGUCGAGACGGUCGAGCAACGCGUCGAAUUCGUCUCUGGCGAAGACAAGCGCAAGAAACGUCUCAACGAGAUCCUCGCGUCCGGCGAGUUUCGUCCACCGAUCAUUGUAUUCGUCAACAUCAAGCGCAACUGCGACGCCGUCGCCCGCGACAUCAAGCACAUGGGUUUCAGCUCCGUCACACUACACGGCUCCAAAACGCAAGACCAGCGUGAGGCUGCGUUGCAAUCCGUGCGCGACGGCAAGACAGAUGUCCUCGUUGCGACGGAUUUGGCAGGUCGUGGUAUCGAUGUACCUGAUGUCAGUCUUGUGGUCAACUUCAACAUGGCGCACAAUAUCGAGAGUUAUACCCAUCGUGUCGGUCGUACAGGUCGUGCAGGCAAGAGUGGUGUGGCCAUUACAUUCCUGGGCAAUGAGGACUCGGAGGUGUUGUACGACCUGAAACAAAUGCUUAUGAAGAGCAGUAUCAGUCGUGUGCCGGAGGAGUUGAGGAAGCAUGAGGCCGCGCAGCAGAAGAAGCAGGGCCGUGGCGCCGCGGGAGCGACCAAGUCUAUCACGGCGGGUGAUGAGAGCGGUGGACAUGGAGGAUAUGGUGGUAGCAGUAGUGGUGGUGGUGGUGGUGGCGGCGGUGGAUACGGAGGGUAUGCCGGCGGCAGCGGUGGUGGCAGAAGCGGUGCCUACUGAUGGGAAUCAGAGGUCUAACGUUAUUCCUACAAGAGCUAGGUCCGAUGCUCUCCUGAUACCAAAAUGCACGCGGAAUGAAGAACAAUGAUUCUACGCAUUUUAAUCAAACAUGAACAA
Exophiala viscosa is the source of this 2897-nucleotide messenger RNA. Its product is annotated as pre-mRNA-splicing ATP-dependent RNA helicase prp28. NCBI's taxonomy places the organism in Eukaryota, Fungi, Ascomycota, Eurotiomycetes, Chaetothyriales, Herpotrichiellaceae. Gene Ontology annotation, cellular component: catalytic step 2 spliceosome. The coding region runs from base 327 to 2780 and encodes 817 amino acids. Gene Ontology annotation, molecular function: RNA helicase activity; ATP binding; RNA binding. The record is from RefSeq and is a predicted model, not a curated record. Gene Ontology annotation, biological process: mRNA splicing, via spliceosome. The transcript has a single exon.